AAAUAGUUGCAUGAGAACGUCAGCAUUAGUUGCGAUACACAUGUGUUCUUUAGUUUAUUAAUUCGGUGGUAAAGAAGUGCUCUUCUCCACUUUUAACUCUUCCACUACCUCUAUCAUUCUAUCUGGCUCUGUUUAGACCUGAUCCCCCUAUCUACAAGUAUCAUCGGUUCUUGUCAGUCCGUUAACGCAUCUGAGAGACAGUAUCCAAUAUGUCUGCAGCAAAAGCGCAAGAACGGUUAUCACAAGUGGCUAGUCACUUGUCCCCGUCCGCCAAGAGGGGGAAAGAUGCGGUAUUGGAGAAAAGCCCUGAUGAUAUUGUCGUCACCGCUGCUUACCGGACCGCUCUGACCAAAGGUGGGAAGGGCGGCUUCAAAGACACGGCUGCAGCUGAUCUACUUGCCGGAGUAUUCAAGGCUCUGAUCGACCGCUCUGGCAUCGACCCCGAACUUGUCGAGGAUAUCAGCGUUGGGUCGGUUCUCGCGCCUGGCGGUGGAGCUACUGAAUUCCGCGCUGCCGCACUCGUUGCAGGCUUUCCGACAUCGACCGCCGUGAAGUCCUUGAACCGACAAUGCAGCAGUGGCUUACAGGCAAUCGCAGAGAUUGCCAAUGCGAUCAAAUCAGGCAUGAUUGAAGUUGGCGUUGGCGCGGGCGUGGAAAGCAUGAGCCAGCAAUAUGGUCCCGGCGCAGUCACUGAAUUCUCCGACCUUCUUGACUCCUACCCCGAAGCUAAAAACUGUAAAGUCCCCAUGGGUGUGCUCUCCGAGCAAAUGGCCAAGGACAGGAAGAUCUUGCGCAGCGAUCAAGACGCCUUUGCCGCAUCAUCGUAUCAAAAAGCCGCCGCCGCGCAGAAAGCCGGGCUCUUUGACGAAGAAAUCAUUCCACUCAAGGUUAAAUGGACCGAUCCCAAAACCGAAGAAGAAAAGGAAAUUACUGUCAGCAAAGACGACGGUAUCCGUGCGGGCAUGACGGCCGAGGGUCUGUCAAAGAUCCGUCCUGCCUUUGCCAAGGACGGGAGUAUUCACGCUGGAAAUGCGAGUCAAAUCAGUGACGGCGCCGCUGCAGUACUGCUGAUGAAGCGCAGCACGGCGGAGAAGCUAGGUCAGAAGAUUAUCGGCAAAUUUGUUGCAGCAAGUGUGGUGGGUGUGCCGCCCCUUCUCAUGGGUAUCGGACCAUGGAAGGCAAUUCCUGUGGCACUGGAGAAGGCUGGUCUCUCAAGCCACGAGGAUGUGGAUAUUUUUGAGAUCAAUGAGGCUUUUGCAUCGCAGUGUCUGUGGUGUGUCAAUGAGCUGGGUAUCGAUGUGAAAAAGGUCAAUCCCAAAGGUGGCGCGAUAGCAUUUGGACAUCCCUUAGGGUGCACAGGCGCACGUCAGGUUAGCACUUUGUUCACAGAGCUCCAUCGAACAGGCAAGAAGAUUGGCGUGACAAGUAUGUGUGUCGGUACGGGUAUGGGUAUGGCUGCGGUAUGGGUAGCGGAGUAGAUGCGGUGGAGUAGCGAAACAGCGUCGCAGAGGGAGAUCAAUGGCUUUUGAUUAUGAUAACUGAGUGACAGGAGUCUCAUCUUGUAUAUGUAUAUUAUUUACAUUUAGGAUCGGGCAUAUUUAACACGAAUUGUUUUUAUUUUUUUAAUUUAUCCAAUAUUUGAGUUUUAUUUUCUAGUGAAAAUCCUGUAUAUUGUCUUAAUGGCAUGC
This is a messenger RNA of Xylona heveae TC161, 1688 nucleotides long. Its product is annotated as 3-ketoacyl-CoA thiolase peroxisomal A precursor. The record is from RefSeq and is a predicted model, not a curated record. Gene Ontology annotation, cellular component: peroxisome. The transcript has 4 exons. The coding region runs from base 210 to 1478 and encodes 422 amino acids. Lineage: Eukaryota; Fungi; Ascomycota; Xylonomycetes; Xylonales; Xylonaceae. Gene Ontology annotation, biological process: fatty acid beta-oxidation; phenylacetate catabolic process. Gene Ontology annotation, molecular function: acetyl-CoA C-acyltransferase activity.